AUGCCGCCGAUAAUGCAGACCAGCCAUUCCAGUGCAGCCUCGAGCAGCGAUGGCUCCGAGCAUUCGCGAAGCACGGCACCAACAGAUUAUAGUCGUCGCAUGGCCGAACCAUUCUUCACCGAGGAUCCGCGCGACUCCAAUUCGACAUAUGCAUCCACCGUGUCAUCCGACGAGGACCUCCCCAAGGAAGGACGAGACGAAGAACGAGCCGCAGUAGCCAAAUACGAAGUCGUGACAGACCGACCAGAAGUAUUCGCUUCCAGCGCCAUCUCAUCCAACCAAGCCACAUUCGCAGACCUAUUUCCAUCCGGUCGACGGCUGCUAAUCCAUCAUGACGACUCCACGCUCGAUGGGAACAUGAACCUUCGCGUCGACACGCUUCUGAGCCGUCGAGACCGGAGAAGCCCGCUGCAAGAAGUGACCCUGUUCCAUCUGAGGAUGCACGACUUGCACAGCCGCACGUUCUCGUUUCGGCGCUACUGUCGCGACUCCGGGCGUGAAGUGUGUCAUUCAAGGCGACUGACGCCUGCGGCUCAUUCUCAGCGCCCGACUUUGAGGAGGUCGUGGAGUAGCGUGCUGAGUGGGUUACGGCCUGGUUCAAGCGAUAAGCAUUCCGUGACUGGGUUUUUGAAUCAUCAUCAUCAUCAUAACAACAACAACAACAACAAUAACAAUAAUCAUAAUACUUACCAUAAACACCAAUCCCUACCCAAGUCGUCAUCUCCUCUGCAAGAGUUUUUCAAUGACGAAUCCUCUACAACAUCAACAACAACAAACAAAACCGAGAAAUUGACAAACACCAUCCUUCUCGAAUUCUGCAACUACGCGCACGUGGAGCUUUCUCGCGUAGGCGUCAAGCCAUCAAAGCGCUACGAAUUCGAGUACUGGAGCACGCGUUAUCAAUGGCGACGCGAGUCUAGGAAGGAAGCUUGCGCUGGAGACCAAAAGGAGAUCUCGUAUCAUCUGGUCAAUCUCGAGACGUCGAGGACGGUCGCUUACAUAGUGCCUGAGAUAUUGACGCCCAUGGAGCAGAUGGAAGAAGAAGGGAAAGGGGGUUGGGUGCCCAAGUGCUCCAUGUGGAUUAGCGACUCGUCUGUUUAUGAGAGGAUGAGUGAUAUUGCUGACGUAAUCGUGGCCACUGGAAUCACAGUCCUGGUCGACGACAGCAUCCGACGUCGAUGGCACAAUAAGCGGCAUGUACGACUGAGUCUGGGCAGCAAGAGGUCAUCCUUUUUUCUGCUGAGUAUGAACAUGAACAUGAAUAUGGAGUCUCUAGGACCGAAACGACUGAUUGAUGAAAUGUUCCAUCGCCGCGGGUCGGCGUGA
This is a messenger RNA of Talaromyces atroroseus, 1326 nucleotides long. RefSeq lists its product as hypothetical. The coding region runs from base 1 to 1326 and encodes 441 amino acids. NCBI's taxonomy places the organism in Eukaryota, Fungi, Ascomycota, Eurotiomycetes, Eurotiales, Trichocomaceae. The record is from RefSeq and is a predicted model, not a curated record. The transcript is spliced from 2 exons.